This is a messenger RNA of Rhagoletis pomonella (apple maggot), 2615 nucleotides long. RefSeq lists its product as uncharacterized. Lineage: Eukaryota; Metazoa; Arthropoda; Insecta; Diptera; Tephritidae. Bases 302 to 2371 code for a protein of 689 amino acids. The transcript has a single exon. The record is from RefSeq and is a predicted model, not a curated record.
ACCUGAGUUUUGUUUUGAUACUGAUCAAUUUUUAAUCUUUCAGAAAAAUGUAAGAAAUAAGUAUUCUUACUCUUCAUUACGACUCGUAUUAAAAAUAUAGUAGGUAUAUAAAAUAAUACUAGCGACUAUCCUGCAAUUGUUCCUUUACUGUCUCGAUAGUCCUCCAUUGGCAUCUUGGUUAAAUAUUUUGAUUAAUUGUAAAUUUUCCGGUACUUUUCCUACAGCUCAUCAACAGAUAAUUAGAUACAUAUAAUCCUCUGUGAAACAGCAAUAACAUCAAGAGAAAUCUAAUUUAUAACCAAUGUCUGCGCCAGGGCAUACCAAUAUGCUGCUAAGCAGUUUCAUAAAUCUUUUCUCGCCACCUUCCUCGACCAGCGAUGACAAUGUAGAAAUAAUCGAAAAACAGCAAGGGAUGCUCGUACAUAAUCGGCAUAUAGUUAUAGAUUUGGUUAAUAAAAUCUUCGAUGAUAAGCUCGGCAACGUUGAAUUAUCUUCGUCGCACUGCUCAAGCGUGGCGAAGAGAAGCUCCGAAUACAGCUAUGACAGGCGUCUCAAGUACUGGAAGGAAAUGUUGGAGCAGCGCAAGUCUGUGCAAGCGAAUAUUCAGUCGAAGACCGGUAAAGCAGCAGCCGAAGUGCUUUUCAAUCGUGCAGUUACAGUUGAUGAACGCGACAAACAGACCGUGCGUCGCCUAAUGGACUAUGCAGAACGCAUGAAUCCGUUGUCCGUAAUGAAUAAACAUGAGUCUAUAUUACCGGAAUAUAUUGACUGCAGCACGUGCCAGCAUGUAAAUGAAAUACGUGAAACGUUGCCAAAGGCGGAGCGUGAUGGUGAAAAAAUAGUCGAGAUAAGUGGCUUACCAGCUGUGACUAAGGAAGAGCUGCUGGGCCAGCCUAAGGAUCAGGGCAUGUGCAGGAAAUCGGAUUGGUUGAAGUCGAAGGUGCUAGAGGAUCGCAUUGAACAGAAGCGAGAAGAUUUAGAACGCGUUAUUGAAUUUUAUCCAGAUAUUGAAAAGUUGCAAGUUGUAGGCCAAAGUUUUAAUAAGAUAAAUGUGUUGCGCCACAAUGUUGACAUAAAGUAUAUAGGUGAAGAACUUAUACAUGAGAUAUCACAAGAUUCAGCAAUUGGUCAGCCCGAUGCCCAGGUCGGAGCAAUUUUGGAAGUACCACAACCACUGCCCGACUAUAGCGUCCGGAUAAACGAUCAUGUUUUUGAACUUACUGAGAAGCGUAGCGCUAAGUAUGUCGAGAUAGAGAUCCGUUUCGAAUGUGAGCCCUUUGAAAAAAUCAUUAAGCGUGUCCUACAUCUGGAGAACUUGGGUAAAAAGGUGUUGAACUUCGAAUGGAUUCCACGGCCGUAUUUCGAGAAGAACGCUAAUUUGCUCAAGGCCAACGAUAAUGAAUUUAUCUUCCAACACAAGCCAUUUCGUCUGUCCACAGGAGACACCAUGGACAUUGUGGUGCAAUUUCAGCCACGUCGAGUCGACGUUAUAAAACAAAAGUGGAUGUUAAAAAUUGAUCCACAAUUUGUUUGUCGCAAAAUCGACGCAGUUGUGUUGCGCCUGAGUGGAAGGUGUAAGCCAGCGCCAGAAUAUCUGCAAAAAAUACAAGCUGUUCAAAAGGAUGUAUUGGAUAAGUCCAAUACGAAGAUGGUACGAAAACUCACCACUGGCUUGGCUUCACUCACGCCACUCAUCAAGCUGCCCGAAACACCUUGCCCGUACAAGCGCGCUCUCACCGAACUGGAGCUCUUCGAAUUCAUUAAUCCCGGCUAUCGUUGUGAGCGUUAUCACGACAUACAACUACUGAAGGAACUAUACCAGCGAUUAAAGAAGCCACGUGAACCGGCCUGGGAUCUGAGUGUGGAAACCUUGAAAGCUAUGAUAUUACGCCAAGGAAGUCCCGAUCAACGCGCUUUACUUUUUGUAGAGAUGAUGGGUAUUUUGGAGGAGAUGCGUGGCAAACCUUCCAUAGAUUUUGAAGAGAAAAUAUUGCACAAUACAGAACGUGAACGGACAUGCUAUGUGUACGUGCGGGGCAUUAUAUCGACGGGUAUCGACGAAUGGGAAGAGCUGGCAUUGACGAUUGAGGAAGCCUUUCUAAAAGUAGCAUGGAAAGAGUAUAUCGACAACUAUUAUGCCAUUCAAGAGGACAUCCCUUCUCUGUCCAGGGAGGAUGCUGGUGGUGAUGUUGAAGAUACGGAGUUACAGGAACCGGACGAGCUUGACAAGGAGGAAAUCAACAAGUGGCUGGCUAAGGAGCUACGUCAUCGUAAGGCAUUCCGCGACACACUCUAUGUGCAGACUUAUACACAUUUGUGUGAUUUCAUUGAAGAUAUUGUGUCUGUGAUUGAGAGCACAGAUGUCGUUUGAGCGACUUCAGAUUUUCCGGUGGAUAGGUUACUUAACGCGCUAGGAAAAUAAAUCCGUAAUAAUGAAGUAGAAAAUUUAUGUAUCGCUUGAGAGGUGGUGUACUGAUAAAGAAUGUCUUAUUUUUAUAUAUUUAAUAAAAGAAAUGGGAAAACUUGCUUGAAACAAUGCAUUUGGUUCAGAAAAGACAUUACUGUUUGACCUUUGGGGCUGCCGUUAGUGGAACUCGACGACAACGACUGAGAUA